CACAUGAUGAACAAACAAUUAGAAAUAAAAAAUAAUAAAUCUUAUUUCCUAGCUAUAAAUCUGUUUAUAUGAUGUAUCCUUCUAAUAAAAACUAUCACCUCGUUAAAUAAAAAUAAAACGUUUCUGGUAAAAUAAAAAAGGAUUCUCGGUUUGACAAAUAAGUAAGCAAAACAAUUAGAAAAGGAAUUUUUUUUUAUAUAUGAUAUAUGAUGUUUAUGCAUGAUAUCUUAAAUAACCUAUAUAUUUUACUUUAUUGCCUUAUUGGUAAAGCUUAAAAAAAAAAAAAAAAAAUUCUGUAUUUACUUAUAAAACUGAGACUAUUUUUAUUAAUAUAUAUUAGCGCAACAAUAAAUCAGACGGUUGAGAGGUUCUACGCAAACUGCAAACAUACCCUGCCAUCUCUACACGUGCAGCAUAAAACCCAAACACGUGUUACAACCUCCGUUGAGCCUCUCCACCGCUCAACAGCAACGUGUCUACCCUGACCUCUCCCUAUAAACUUAAGUCCAAAACAAAGAGAAACAAAUUAAGAAACAAUAAAGCAAGCAUUAAUUUCAGGGUGAUCUCGGAGAAGAACAACUGAACAAGAGCCAUGUCCGGAGCACAGGGCGCGCAGCCUAAGGGUUCACUGACUCCGACGACCUACGAGUCAGUUGAGGGCGGAGAGAACAAGACAAAGAUGGAUCCCCGGUCCAAGAAAGACCAGGGCCCUAUCCAGAUAGAUAAGAUUCAGGAUAAGGUUCCUGAUGCCGCCGGCAAGGGUGGCCCAGUCUUCGGUGCCGGCAAGGAUGACAACAAGGACGAUCUCGGCGUCACCGGCACCGGCCCUGCUUAAUAAUAAUAAGAAGAAGAAGAAUACUGUUUGUUCUCUCAUAUAUAUCUGUGUUUCUUGUAUGUAUUUCUUUUGUGUUUUAUUAUGUAAGUUGGUAUUGUAUUUUUUUUUUUUAAUGUUUAUUAUCAAGGUUAAUAUGAGUAAUAUUUUGAGAUAAAA
Dioscorea cayenensis subsp. rotundata (Guinea yam) is the source of this 991-nucleotide messenger RNA. RefSeq lists its product as uncharacterized. NCBI's taxonomy places the organism in Eukaryota, Viridiplantae, Streptophyta, Magnoliopsida, Dioscoreales, Dioscoreaceae. The coding region runs from base 593 to 835 and encodes 80 amino acids. The transcript has a single exon. The record is from RefSeq and is a predicted model, not a curated record.